GUAAAAGACGUUUUCUUGGCGCGGAAUUCUAUUUCAUUUGAAUGUUGCGCCUAGUCAAGUCAUUCUGCUCCUGAAUGAGGCUCUUGAGUGUAUCGGCUGAGGUUUGCGCUGUAUAUUGACGAAUCUACUACUUUAAUACUUAUAUAAUAUAAUGGCUACACCCCCUAAGAGAACAUGUUCAAGUCCCGGAUUUGACAACAGCUUUGAGAAAAGGACUAAGAAGAUAUCCAUUGAAGGAAACAUUGCUGCAGGGAAGUCAACAUUUGUGCGACUUCUAGAAAGAACCUCAGAGGAUUGGGAGGUCAUACCAGAGCCCGUUGGGAAGUGGUGUAAUGUUCAGACAGCUGACAAUGAGUACGAGGAGCUCAGUACAUCUCAGAAGAGUGGAGGAAACCUGCUUCAGAUGAUGUAUGACAAACCUAGCCGCUGGUCCUACACGUUCCAGAGCUACGCGUGCCUGAGUCGUGUGCGAGCUCAACUGCAACCGCCUUCUGCAAAGUUACAGCAAGCGGAGAAACCCGUCCAGUUCUUCGAGCGCUCUGUGUAUAGUGACAGAUAUGUGUUUGCCUCCAACCUAUUUGAGUCAGGGGACUUAAAUGAGACAGAAUGGGCCAUCUACAACGACUGGCACAGUUGGCUGCUCUCCCAGUUUGAGUCCCAGAUUGAACUGGAUGCCAUGAUCUACCUUCGGGCUGACCCACAGAGAUGUAUGCAGAGGCUGCACCUCCGUGGGCGAGAAGAGGAACAGGGAAUUCCUCUGGACUAUCUGGAGCAACUGCACCACAAACACGAGUGUUGGCUUUAUCACCGCAGUAUACACCUUGACUUUGAGUACAUGAAAGAUAUCCCCAUCUUGAUCCUGGAUGUUAAUGAUGACUUCAAGAAUGAUCGAAUUAAGCAAGAAGCAGUGCUGGACAAGGUCAGAGAAUUUCUCAGUACAUUGUGACCUGGAAACGAUACAUAGGUACUGAUUGAAUGAGGCCACUGGUCUUUCAAUGCUUAAAAGCUUAUAUCAAUGUCCAUGCCUCAGAGAUUACCUCCGCUAACUGGUCUUCCAAUACUAACAGCAUUGGAAGACCAUUGGUAGAGCAUUGGCAUUUUAUACCAAUGCUAAGAAAAAAAUUGCAUACCACAGUAGUUACUCUGGAAUUAACUUUUUGUGGCUUUUUACUGGUCUGCUGGAACCCUGGAAUUGCAAGUGCUUUACUCCACCAACUUAGCUACAUGGGGCCUGUGGUCUCCUCAUUCUGAUCUCUUCUUGUCUUUGAACUAAUCCACUCAUCUUUGAAAAAUAUCUCACAUGAGUGGUCAAAAGCAAAAUAAGUGUGAGACAUUAAACUGGGAAGAUGUCCAUGUCUGAGGGCAAUUGGGGCUUUUACAUCCAAAUGAUAUGCAUAUUAAAAUAUGAAUUUUUAUUUUAGGGUUGCAGGUAGAACUUGUGAAUUCCUAAACAAAGUUGUAUAUGUAAAUAUUUUUGUUAUUUUGUGUAUAAAGUGCUGUGCUUGUUUUUACUUUAGAUGAUUUACAGACUUGUAUGUAUUUAUAUGUUGGUGCUUUUUAUUGCUUUAUUUUUACUUGAACACCUGGUUAUAAAGGUUGCUUGUCUUUAUUAUUUUAAUGGGGAUGCUUCAUUAAGUCCAAGUCUAGGUUUAAACUGUUUCAUGGAAACUACCUAGAAUUCCUGCAGGAUUUUUACAUUGACAAAACUAAACUGUCUGAUUUUAUCAUUAUACAUUUACUUCACAAAGUAGUGUAUGUUUACUGACCUUAGAUUAUGCUUUAUUUGUGCAGUGUAUAAUUUAUAUACUUUGUUUGAGGGAAGUUACGCAUUUGUUCCUUAUUUGAAAUAAAUGGUCAAAUAUGGUUUUGAAUACUCUGUUCGUACUGCCCUCUUGAUGAACGUUUGAGCAAAAAAAAUGCUGAAUCAGCAAGCCACAAGUUUUAAAGGGCUCUGUGGUAGAGGAAAGCAUGCGACCAAAUUGUUGUCAUGCAACACAUGAUCGUGCAUACUUGUUACAAUGCUGCAUUAUACUUAGCUAAUAUUGGAUAAAUCAAGGGACUAUAGAAACAUUUGAGGUAUGUGCAAAUGAAUCAAUACGUAAUAGAUUAAUUGAUUAGUCUAACAAAAAUGUUAAAUGAUUUAAUGUUUUGGGACAUAACUGUUUUUAUAUUUACAAGUUUAUAAAACUGAAUUUAAACUGUCAGAUAUAUUAAACUGUAUGGGUAU
Messenger RNA from Esox lucius (northern pike), 2227 nucleotides. Its product is annotated as deoxynucleoside kinase. The transcript has 7 exons. Gene Ontology annotation, molecular function: deoxyguanosine kinase activity; ATP binding. The record is from RefSeq and is a predicted model, not a curated record. Gene Ontology annotation, biological process: nucleobase-containing compound metabolic process. Gene Ontology annotation, cellular component: cytoplasm; mitochondrion. Bases 152 to 946 code for a protein of 264 amino acids. Lineage: Eukaryota; Metazoa; Chordata; Actinopteri; Esociformes; Esocidae.